GUCUAACCGAGCUUCCUAGAUUCAAUGAGCAAGAGAUGACGAUGAUUGGGAACCUCAUCGCCGGAUUCCAUUUAGUCUUUCUCUCUCUACACUUUUGGUCUCUUCUCCGCCGCUCGAUCGCCUGCUCCAUCGCCUCCGACGACGCAGAUUUUACGAAUCUGAGUAUUACUUCCGGAUCGAGGAGACAUGUAUUAGAAGAUGAGAGCAACUUGUCGUUGGAAGAGCACUUACAAAAACUUGAAAAAUUAUCUAGAGGGUACAUGACAAAUUCCGAGCUUGAAAAAGCAAUCAUGGCAUUUAAUCGUAGGUGUAGCAGCAUUUCCAGAGUAUACAGCAUAGGAAAGAGUGUACAAGGACAUCCACUGUGGGUGAUAGAACUAUCAGACAAACCAGGGGUGCAAGAGGCCGAACCUGCAUUUAAGAUGGAAGCAGGCAAGCAGCAACUUGGAAGCCAAUUACUCCAUUAUGUUCAGUAUUAAGGUCUCAGAAAAUGAAGAGUGACUAGGUUUUUAAUAUUCCUAUCAGUCCCAUAAUUAACUUCACACUUUUCUUUUUUGUUGUCCCAAAAUGAACUUCACACUUCCAUAUUCCUUAUAUGUGGCUAAAAAUUUCUUCCUUCUACAAAAAUUCCAACCACACACCUUUCACUUUUGAACUUUUCUCUUAAAUUCCGUGAAUUCAAACAAUGAUCUUAAUUAAGGGAAGGAAGGAGU
Messenger RNA from Cuscuta campestris, 713 nucleotides. The record is from the annotation of a GenBank genome assembly. NCBI's taxonomy places the organism in Eukaryota, Viridiplantae, Streptophyta, Magnoliopsida, Solanales, Convolvulaceae.